GCGGGCGCUGAUUGGCUGCGGCGGCCGCGAGCGACGGCAGUGGUGUCCGAGCGGGCGAGAGAGAGAGCGAGGAGGUUCUGCCUUGUCUCGGCUCCAGCCUCGACCACCACGGCUUUAAAGGUUUAAAUUAGCAUCAUGGCUCAUUCCAAGACAAGAGCCAAUGAUGGAAAAAUCACCUAUCCCCCAGGAGUUAAAGAAAUAUCUGAUAAGAUUUCUAAAGAAGAAAUGGUGCGGCGGUUAAAAAUGGUUGUAAAAACCUUCAUGGAUAUGGACCAGGACUCUGAAGAAGAAAAGGAGCUGUAUCUAAAUCUUGCUUUACAUCUUGCUUCUGAUUUUUUUCUAAAACAUCCUGAUAAAGAUGUGCGUUUACUUGUAGCAUGUUGUCUUGCUGAUAUUUUUAGAAUAUAUGCUCCGGAAGCACCAUAUACUUCACCAGAUAAACUUAAGGAUAUAUUUAUGUUCAUAACAAGACAGUUGAAGGGGCUGGAAGAUACAAAAAGUCCACAGUUCAAUAGAUACUUUUAUUUAUUGGAGAAUAUUGCAUGGGUUAAAUCUUACAACAUAUGCUUUGAAUUAGAAGAUAGCAAUGAAAUUUUCACGCAGUUGUACAGAACGUUAUUUUCUGUAAUCAACAAUGGGCAUAAUCAAAAGGUUCAUAUGCACAUGGUGGAUUUGAUGAGCUCCAUUAUUUGUGAAGGUGAUACAGUAUCUCAGGAGCUUUUGGAUACAGUUUUAGUUAACCUAGUGCCUGCACAUAAGAACUUAAACAAGCAAGCAUAUGACUUGGCAAAGGCUUUAUUGAAGAGAACAGCCCAAGCUAUAGAGCCAUACAUUACUAAUUUCUUUAAUCAAGUACUUAUGUUAGGAAAAACUUCUAUCAGUGAUCUCUCCGAGCAUGUUUUUGACUUAAUUCUGGAGCUGUAUAAUAUUGAUAGCCAUCUUUUACUCUCAGUUUUGCCACAGCUUGAAUUUAAACUUAAGAGUAAUGAUAAUGAAGAACGCUUGCAGGUUGUCAAAUUAUUAGCAAAAAUGUUUGGGGCAAAGGACUCAGAAUUGGCAGCACAAAACAAACCACUUUGGCAAUGUUACUUGGGGAGGUUUAAUGAUAUCCAUGUACCUAUCCGCCUCGAAUGUGUGAAAUUUGCCAGUCACUGCCUUAUGAACCAUCCAGAUCUUGCAAAAGAUUUAACAGAAUAUCUUAAAGUGAGAUCUCAUGACCCUGAAGAAGCUAUUAGGCAUGAUGUUAUUGUAUCAAUAGUUACUGCUGCUAAGAAAGAUCUCUUGCUUGUCAAUGAUCACCUGCUUAACUUUGUGAGGGAGCGAACACUUGACAAACGAUGGAGAGUGAGAAAAGAAGCUAUGAUGGGACUUGCACAAAUAUACAAGAAGUAUUCCUUGCAGUCAGAAGCUGGAAAAGAAGCUUCAAAACAGAUUGCUUGGAUAAAGGACAAGCUGUUGCAUAUAUAUUAUCAAAACAGUAUUGAUGAUCGGUUGCUGGUGGAACGCAUCUUUGCUCAGUACAUGGUCCCUCACAAUUUGGAAACAAAUGAAAGAAUGAAAUGCUUGUAUUACCUUUAUGCAACCCUGGAUUUAAAUGCUGUAAAGGCACUGAACGAAAUGUGGAAGUGUCAAAACCUUCUGCGGCACCAAGUCAAGGAUUUGGUUGAUUUAAUAAAGCAACCCAAAACAGAUGCUAGCAGUAAAGCUAUUUUUUCAAAAGUGAUGGUGAUAACAAGAAAUUUGCCAGAUCCUGGCAAAGCACAGGAUUUCAUGAAGAAAUUUACUCAAGUUCUGGAAGAUGACGACAAAAUACGGCACCAGCUGGAAAUGCUUGUUAGCCCAACUUGUUCAUGCAAACAAGCUGAAGGAUGUGUGCGAGAAAUUACAAAGAAGUUAGGAAAUCCUAAGCAACCUACAAACCCAUUCUUGGAAAUGAUAAAGUUCCUUCUGGAGCGGAUAGCACCUGUGCAUAUUGAUACAGAAUCUAUCAGUGCUCUCAUUAAACAAGUGAACAAAUCUAUAGAUGGAACAGCAGAUGAUGAAGAUGAAGGUGUACCUACUGAUCUGGCAAUUAGAGCAGGUCUUGAAUUGCUUAAGGUCCUUUCGUUUACACACCCUAUCUCGUUCCAUUCAGCUGAAACUUUUGAAUCCCUUCUGGCUUGUCUAAAAAUGGAUGAUGAAAAGGUAGCUGAAGCUGCACUGCAAAUUUUCAAGAACACAGGAAGCAAAAUUGAAGAGGACUUUACCCAUAUCAGAUCAGCUUUGCUUCCAGUAUUACAUCAUAAAGCUAAAAAAGGACCACCUCGUCAAGCCAAAUAUGCUAUUCAUUGUAUCCAUGCAAUAUUUUCCAGCAAAGAAACACAAUUUGCACAGAUAUUUGAGCCACUGCAUAAGAGUCUUGAUCCUAGCAACCUUGAACAUCUGAUUACACCUCUGAUUUCCAUUGGCCAUAUAGCUUUGUUGGCACCUGAUCAGUUUGCUGCCCCAUUGAAAUCUUUAGUGGCUACCUUUAUUGUUAAAGACGUGUUAAUGACUGACAGGAUGCCAGGAAAAAAGACAACUAAACUAUGGGUACCAGAUGAAGAAGUUUCUCCUGAGACUCUUGUAAAGAUACAGGCCAUCAAGAUGAUGGUCCGGUGGUUGUUGGGAAUGAAGAAUAAUCACAGUAAAUCAGGAACCUCUACCCUGAGGCUGUUGACAACAAUAUUACACAGUGAUGGAGACCUGACAGAGCAAGGAAAAAUUAGCAAACCUGAUAUGUCUCGUCUGAGGCUAGCUGGUGCUAGUGCUAUUGUGAAGCUGGCACAGGAGCCUUGUUAUCAUGAAAUCAUCACAUUAGAACAGUACCAGCUGUGUGCAUUAGCCAUUAACGAUGAAUGUUACCAAGUCAGGCAAGCUUUUGCUCAGAAACUCCACAAAGGCCUGUCAAGGCUACGGUUGCCACUAGAGUAUAUGGCCAUUUGUGCAUUGUGUGCAAAAGACCCAGUAAAAGAGAGACGAGCUCAUGCAAGACAAUGCCUAGUGAAAAACAUAAAUGUGAGAAGGGAAUAUUUGAAACAGCAUGCAGCAGUUAGCGAGAAACUUUUAUCACUUUUACCGGAAUAUGUUGUUCCAUAUACUAUCCAUCUUCUGGCACAUGAUCCAGAUUAUGUCAAAGUCCAGGACAUUGAGCAGCUGAAAGACAUUAAAGAGUGUCUUUGGUUCAUAUUGGAAAUAUUGAUGUCUAAAAAUGAAAAUAAUAGUCAUGCAUUUAUCCGGAAAAUGGUAGAAAACAUUAAACAGACAAAAGAUGCUCAAGGACCCGAAGACCCAAAAAUGAAUGAAAAGCUUUAUACAGUGUGUGAUAUAGCAAUGAAUAUCAUCAUUUCAAAAAGCACAACGUAUAGUUUGGAAUCUCCCAAAGAUCCUGUACUUCCAGCUCGAUAUUUCACUCAACCUGACAAGAAUUUCAGUAAUACCAAAAACUACUUGCCACCAGAAAUGAAAUCAUUUUUCACUCCAGGAAAGCCCAAAGCAGCCAAUGUUCUUGGAGCAGUUAAUAAGCCCCUUUCAUCAGCAGGCAAACAGUCACAAUCCAAAUCUUCACGAAUGGAAACAGUAAGCAAUGCCAGCAGCAAUUCAAAUCCAAGCUCACCUGGAAGAAUCAAAAGCAGACUUGACAGCACUGAAUUGGAUCACAGUGAAAAUGAAGACUAUACAAUGGCUUCACCUUUACCAGCAAAGAAAAAUGAUAAGAGAGAUGACUCUGAUAUUUCAGAACUGGAAAAGCCCAGAAGUAGGAAGAAAAUAAUUACAGAUCCAGAAGAUAAGUUGGGUAUGGAUGACCUGAGUAAACUAGGACAAGAAUCAAAACUUAGAAGCGGUCAGCGAGGGAGAAAGAGGGCAGCAGUUAUUUCAGAGUCAGAGGAGCCUCAGUGGCCUGAGGAAAAGAGACUAAAGGAAGAUGUCCUGGAAAGUGAAGAUGAACAGAACAGUCCACCAAAGAAGGGAAGGAGAGGGCGGCCUCCCAAGGCAGCUGCUGGAGCCACACAAAAGGAAGAAUCAGCGGCAAAGACACCCAAAAGAGGUAGAAAGAAAGCCACGCCAGUAAAACCUGUAGAGGAAGAAGAGGAGGAAGGAGAGGAGGAAGGAGAGGAAGAAGAAAGACAAAUGGAUAUCAUAGAGCAGAAGUCAAAAAUUCGACAAUAUAAGACACCAAGGAAAGCACAACAGAGGUCUGAAUCAUCUGAAAUAAGUGCAGCUGAAUCCAACCAGUCUACACCACAGAAAAAACGAGGAAGACCACCAAAGACACCACCCUCACAGCAGAAAAAAGGAAGGGGUGGACGGACAAAGCAAACAGCAACUAAAGAAAAUGAAUCUGGUGAAGAAAUGGAAGCAUUUCAGAGUAAUUCUCCCAUUCAAGAUAUUUCCCAGGAAGUAACAAUGGAGGAAGAGGAAGUUUCCACAGUCAAAGCACGCCGAAGGACAUCCAAGAGGGAAAGACGGUGAACAAGCUGUUGCCAGCCUUUUAAAGUGAAGUCUUUGAAGAUUUUUCUUUAUUAUUUCAGACUGAAGAAAGCUGUUCAUGCUCACAACUGGGGUUUCUGGUGAAAGCUAGGCCAGUUUUGCCCGCCCCUGCGUUUGGAAACCCAGGCCACAAGCAUAAGCCACACACAUGAAUAUCAUUGACCAUGGAUUUUUGUGAAGUGUAAUGUGCGCUGGCUAUAUAGACUCAUGAAUGAAAGAAACUGCCUGUAAAUAAUCCUUUUUUAAAAGAAAAAGUUUCUGACUUCUAAAGUGCUUGUAUAGCUUUUACUGCAGCUUUAAACCUGACAGUACCAAGCUGUCUGUUAGAUCUAUUGAUUUCAGAAGAGGAGGAAAAAGUAGAAUGGAUAUCAAGCAAUAUCUGUCGGCGUCUGUAUUUUUAUUUUUCUUGGCAUUUAACUGUGAAAAAAAAUCACCUUGACAAAAUAGUGAUACUUCUGACAGUAUUUGUUAGAAAGUAACAGAAAAGACUGUGGGCUCUUUUAUGUAUCUAAUCCAGUGUUUACUGUUGGCCCUUGCCUGUCUUUGGAGGUGCCAGACAGCAUUUGAAGCAAUGCGGGAUAAAGUAAUACAGCUAAAUGCAGAUUUGUGAAAGAACAUGAAUUUUACACACCUCAGUAUUGAUACCAGAUUCUUCUGGGCCUCUUGUGACAUUGAGCAUUUAAAAAAAAAUAAUAACAGUUUGAUUUUAAAAUUGUUUUAUUAAAUAAUGUAAUGAACACCUAUCAUUUUAUUUUCCUUAAUAGUUUUUUUGUUAAUCUGCUGUAUCAAUAAAAUUCUGCAACUGAAUUUUUAUUAGUCUAGUAUCUCAGUGUGCAUAUUCCCUCCCGAACAUUAUGUUCACAAAGAGCAAAUUGUUGCAUUAUAAUAAGAAACCUGAUAUCUGAACGUUAGUGAAAAUGCAGGUUUUAUUGCUAUGUAAAGUUAAUCGCAAAGAAAAUUUUAUUGAUGCAGUCUGUCUUUAUAAAAGCUGUUCCUUCUCCAGAGCCAAGUGUUUUGUAUUUCACAGUGAGUUGCAUGUCUAUGAAACAAAAAUGUAAUGAAACUGCAAUGUAAUUUUUAAAAGUCUUAUUUGGCUGUAGGAUAUACUACAUUGCCUCUUGAGAAGAAUCUUCUACCAAGAGCUUGUUGUAUUUUCUUUUUUGUUAACGAGUUUUUUUAAAAAAAAUUUCUGUGUGGGUUUGGGCAGUUGCGGUGGGCUGAUGCUGAACAUGCUUUCAGUUGAUGAGUGGCAGAAUAUUUCAGUUGGAAUCCUCAUAAUAUUUGUGGAGCUUCACUUUAUGUCCUCCCUUGAAGUGAGUGAACUUUGUCUCUUGAGCAAAAUUUCAAAAAAAGAAAACUGGGAAACUACUUAAGGCAUUGUUCUGUAUGCAGUUUUGCAAAUCGUCUUUGAACCAAAAUGUAUAGAUCUUUAUUUAUGCUUAGCGAGGCACACUUUAUAGUUUAACUUGCUGUUUUCUUCUUGCUUGGCAAAUAGUAAAUGUUAGAGAAUCUGAUUUUAACUUAUUAAUAUUUUAUCUCAUGGAAUAAUAGAACAUUGUCAUAAAUUAACAAAGGCAUCUUUUAUGUUACAAUUUCAAGGGGGAUAUAGGCUAGGGAAGGGGCAAGGCAUUAUGGUUGUUCCUGAACAUGCUUGCGAGUAUAUUUUUCAAAGGAAAUUCAACUUUUUUCUACGCUGUUUUAUUAUAUAAUUUUUAUGUUUGUUUUUUUAAAAAUCCACAGCAGCAAUAGACAAAGCCAGGCAGUUUGUGUUGACCAAGCUGUUCUGCUUUAUGUGCUUUUUCUAGAAGCCCUGUUAGCAAAUAAUUCCAGUUCUUCAGCUGUCCUUUCUUGUUAUGCCCAUGGUUUUUGGUAACAGCUGUCUCCAAGCAUUCACUAAAGGUGGUUCAGAUGACUUUCACUUAGAAUUUCCCUCACGCCUCACAAUGUUUAACAGUGAAAAUAAGAGUUUUUAUAUCCCAGAAAAGAAAAAAAAAUAGUGUUAGUAUUCAAUUUUCUUCAUUGACAAAAUUGCACUGACAACACUUAUGAAGUAUAUCUGUAAGACCAUUUUACACAAAAUAUCAAAAGGUACUCAAAACUGCUUGCAGACCGUUGAAGAUUUAUCUGCAUGAACAUAGUUUGGCCAUAUUUCCUUUAGUACUGCUGCAGACUAAUUGCUCCUAAAUUGUAAUAUUUAAAUGUAAUCUAUAGUUCAGCAGUUUGAACGUUUAUUUCCUGGCAAUUUGUCACUUUAGAUUUGCAAUUGGGAAAAACUGGUGCAGAUGAAAUGGGAUCAUGUUUAAAACUUAAAGGUUUUAUUCUCCUGCAAGUAUAAUAGAUAUCUUAUGUACUAAUACUUUCAGGUCUGCAUACAGUAGCUGCAGUAAAAUAAUGUAUAAAGAGACAAUAUGAUAAAAUGCAGUUAGUGUGCUCUUCAAUUAUGUUCAAUUUAUAGUAUGUACUGUAUAACAUUAAACAGUCAAAUUGACCUCA
Messenger RNA from Anolis carolinensis (green anole), 7002 nucleotides. RefSeq names its product PDS5 cohesin associated factor B (gene pds5b). NCBI's taxonomy places the organism in Eukaryota, Metazoa, Chordata, Lepidosauria, Squamata, Anolidae. The transcript is spliced from 35 exons. Gene Ontology annotation, molecular function: DNA binding. The record is from RefSeq and is a predicted model, not a curated record. Gene Ontology annotation, cellular component: nucleus; chromatin. The coding region runs from base 136 to 4491 and encodes 1451 amino acids. Gene Ontology annotation, biological process: mitotic sister chromatid cohesion; DNA repair.